Messenger RNA from Myripristis murdjan (pinecone soldierfish), 2914 nucleotides. RefSeq names its product lumican (gene lum). NCBI's taxonomy places the organism in Eukaryota, Metazoa, Chordata, Actinopteri, Holocentriformes, Holocentridae. The transcript has 4 exons. The record is from RefSeq and is a predicted model, not a curated record. Gene Ontology annotation, molecular function: protein binding. The coding region runs from base 178 to 1206 and encodes 342 amino acids.
CAGUGCUUUUUGGGGCAUUUUCCGUCACGUCCACAAGUGAGCAGGCUGCCCUGUACUACUAAUAUCCCAGGGUGCCCUGCUGCACCUGCUGCUGAGACUUCCAGUUUUUGAACACUACAGUGUUCUACCUACUGGCCCUCCACCCCACGCACACAACGAGAGAGAACCUCAGAAAUUAUGAUUCCUCUCCGUUUACCCCUGUUGGCCGUAUUGGUCAGCCUGGCCUUGUGUCAGUACUAUGACUACGACUACCAGCCUGCUUCCAUGCUAGGACCCUCAGGACCUAACUGUAACCAAGAGUGUGAAUGCCCAAUCAACUUCCCCAGUGCCAUGUAUUGUGACAGCCGCAAGCUCAAGUUUGUUCCCGUGGUUCCAACAGGGAUCAAGUACCUGUACCUACACAACAACCAGAUUGAAGAGAUCAAGGCAGGAGUGUUUGACAAUGUUACUGAUGGACUGCGCUGGCUGGUACUGGACAAAAAUCAUCUCACCAACGCCAAGAUCGCCAAGGGUACCAUUGAUAAACUUACUGCCCUGGAGAAGCUGUUUUUCAGCUACAACAACAUCACAGAGCCAGUCAUUCCUCCCUCAAAGUCCCUGGAUGAGCUGAAGAUGAUGCACAACAAGUUGACCAAGUUCCCUUCUGGACUCUUGAGUGACAAGGAGAACUUGACUUCCAUCAACCUUCAGCACAACGAGCUAACAUCUGAUGCCAUUGCCGGAGCAUUCAAAGGACCCAAGAAGCUGAUGUCUCUGGAUGUGAGCAACAACAAGCUGAAGAAGCUGCCUGCUGGGGUCCCCAGCUCACUGGAAAUCCUCUAUGCUGAUUACAAUGAUAUUGACAGUAUUGGAGCUGGAUACCUGAACAAGCUGCCAAAACUGCAGUACCUGAGGGUCUCCCACAACAAGCUGGUGGACUCCGGCAUCCCUGCUGGUGUGUUCAAUGUGUCAUCACUGGUGGAACUGGACCUGUCCUUCAACAAGCUGCAGUCCAUCCCUGAGAUCAAUGAGCAGCUGGAGCAAUUCUACCUCCAGGCCAAUGAGAUCAGCAAAUUUGACCUAGGAAGUUUCUGCAAGUUCAGCGGACCCCUCAACUAUUCCCGCCUGAAGCAUCUGCGUCUGGAUGCCAACAACAUCACACAGAGCAGCAUGCCCCCUGACACCUCCAACUGCCUGCGCCAAGCUUCGGAUAUCAUGUUUGAUUAAGGACUUCCUUCAAACCUAUGACCCCUCCAUGACCCACAACUUCCAUGACACAGCUAAGCCCAAAGUCCUUUGGAUGUCCCGAUAUCCCUUCUUCUGUACUGCUUUCAUGUCCUUGCACUCUGACAUAUAAAGUAAUAUGCAAGCUUGGGAUAUUGUAAUGUAAUGAUUCAUCAAUUAAAAUAUACCUUGAAUAAAUCCAAAGCUGUGUUUUCUAGAUCAAAUCCAAUGCUGUAUGCAUAAAUAAUAGACAGCAUCACAAGCUAUCAGCCAUAUGAAAGGCAUUUUAGAAAUCUUUUCAUCAAAUAUCUUGCAUUAUUGCCAAUCUGGCUGUCAAAGUCAUUACAUGUCCAACAGCUAUUCCACAUCUUUGGCUCCAUAUAUUUGUAGAUAACCAUGUGAAUUUCUCUUUUUUGAAUAAACAUUAAAACAAAACCUAAUUAAAAAAAAAAAAAAAGUAAUAAAAUGUCUGGAAAAAGCGUAAGAAAAAAGACUGAAAAACUAAGUAACUGACUAAAAAUACUGAAAUGAAAUGCUUUUUAUCAAAAAGUAAACACACUUUAAACAUUCCAAAUGAUUUUUUUUUUUUUUUGAUUUACAGUGCAUUGAAUACAGACGAAAUGAAGUAUACAGUGCCUGAAAUCAGCAUUUCCAUGUCUUAAAUUUUGUUGUCUGUCUUAUAUGUUCCAGUGUUUAGCAUCUUUUUUUUUUUUUUAUAAUGGGUACACUAUAGAUACUGUUGCUGUGCAAAAGACUGGCAGGUAAUGAGAAAGACUGUGUACUCCAAGUUACUGUAGGUGUAUAAUGCCUGGGGUGAAAUUAUAAAACAAAUAGCAAAGUAAGAGUUUGUUCCUUUGCACAUCAUCAAAGGAAUGAUUUUACACAACAGUCACAUUUUCAAUAGCUUAAAAGAAUCAAAAUGUUUUCAAAGAAAAUACCGGUGAUAUUAAGUUUUUGCUCUUGCCCACCAUUUUUUGUCUACUUUGAACUUGCAUAGCCAGUGGUUCGAAGCAAACAUCAUGUCGGAUGAGUUGCAUCACAUUUUGCCAAUCAUAGCAUCUCAUCCAGUUAAAUAUGCCAGUAAAUAUCUUGCUAACCUGCUUCACUGAUAAUCUGAACCCAUAAUUCAACACUAUGAAUUUAGUGUGCAGGGUCAUAACUUCCUAUUCUGACCAGCAAUAAGUGUCAGGAGGAUCCCAGCAUGAAUAGGGUUUGUGUGUGUGUAUGUGUGCUCAGCAAGAACAACUGAGGUUUGCGCUGGAAUGGAUGAAACUGAUACUGUUGUUCUUCAUUUGCAGCCUAACUGAGCUUCACCUCCAAGUCCAUGUUGCUGGAGGUGACAGAUAAUGAUUAUUGUCACCGGAGCCUAUAACAUAUCAUAACAACAGUUGCUUGAAAUGGGAAAUGGGCUGUGAAUAAUGUAAAACAUUAGUACAAUAAAUGACCAAACAAUUACUGCAAGAAUUAAAGACACAGGUAUUAUCCUCCUUUGAAAAUCAAAUACUCCUCACACUGAAUAUCUCUGCUGAGUUUAAACAUUUACAUGUUAUGAUGUUUUUCAGAAAACACAAUUGAGUCAAGUUAUUUCUAUACAUUUUCCAGUUCAUUGCUGUUCAGAUAUGUACACUGCUCAUUUGUAUACAACGUUUGCAUUACUUGCAUGCAUCCAAUGGUACCAUUCUAUGAUAAUAAACUACAGCUUUUGCAGUUA